AUGAGUGCAUAUGACCUAUCACGGGCCCAAAAAAUCCUACAAAAUGCCCGCAAACUGGCCCCAGCACGACCAGAAGCAGAUUUUCACUUGGCUGCAUGCUUUCAAUUGUCUGGUCACUUUCAUGAGUCUUCAGCAUACCUUAUGGUUGCAUUGAAGCUUCAUGCUCUUGCUGCUUUGGCUUGGACAGAUAGGUCACACUUUGCAGUGUGGGCUGAUUGCAUUUCUGAGGUAGUGAAGAGAUUUCUUCAGGAUGAUCAAGGAGCUGAGAAACCUGAUUGGUGGUGUGAUGACGGGAAACUCAAAAGGAUUAUAAGGGUGGCCCAUAAUGAACUUCUGGCUGAUGACCAUGGAGGCUAUGAUCCCAGCGCACUCUCUUUAUUGUCAGACAUACAUGGUCUUCUCCUUGGAGGGCAUUUGACUCAAGGAAAGCAAACAACAUCGAAGAACAACAGCACAAAUGCAGAACUGACGGAGGCAUCCAAAGUCUUGCUUCGUGCAUCUAAAAAGUGUGCAGAUUCAUCCAACAUGCUGUUCUUUGGUACAUGUAAAACCGUCCAGGCAGGUGCACAAAAGGAGGAGAUUGUUGCCCCCGUAGGGAGCACCGAGAAACCUCAAAGUGGAGAAUGGAUGCUCAUCGAUGGCCUCACUGGUCCUGCAGGACUAGUAGCAAUGAAUCACAAAUUGGCCUUGGUUGCCCAGGAUGGGUUGCGAGAUGGUCGGGUUGUUGUGGAAGUGGAUGGAUUCAAGGGAUUGAAGUGCAUUAGGCCAGAGCACCUGGACAAAUUCGCAGUUGCUGAGGAGGCAGUUGCUUUCAUCUCGUGUCUGGACAAAGCUGAACAGUGGAGGGUAGCAAGAUACUUCGCAAGGGAUGUCUUGGAAGAACUCAGCACCGACGAGCAUUUUAUAAUGAACACCAUCAAGUGCGCAACAUGCAGGACAACAGAUCUCUCUGUGAUCCCCUGA
Seminavis robusta is the source of this 963-nucleotide messenger RNA. The record is from the annotation of a GenBank genome assembly. NCBI's taxonomy places the organism in Eukaryota, Bacillariophyta, Bacillariophyceae, Naviculales, Naviculaceae.